AUGAGGCUCAUCAGUAUACUACAAACCCUGGCGUUGACCACGUCCUUCGCGCGAGGCAUCGCCACUGAUUUUGUCGACAAAGCAAUCAAGCUAAUGGAAGAAAGCCCGCUUUUGGACACACACAUUGACCUGCCACAAAUUAUCCGAAGUCUACAUCGAAAACCACUCGACGCCAUUCCUCUUCUGAAUGGGUCUUUCCCCGGCCAUGUUGACAUCCCGAGAAUGAGGGAAGGGCGUCUGGGAGGAGCCUUCUGGACCGUUUGGGCUCCCUGUUACGACGUAGUUGGAGAAGAUCCUGGUCUAGACUUCAACACCCCGACGAGCCACGUACGAGACGCUCUGGAGAUGCUCGAUAUCAUACAGAACAUGAUCGCACGGCAUCCCGACGAUUUCCAGUACGCCAGGUCAUCUGCCGAAGUUUGGGAUGCCUUCAACGCUGGCAAGAUCGCCAGCCUCAUCGGCAUGGAAGGAACUCAUGUGUUGGGCAACUCACUGGGUGCACUUCGUAUCUUUGCACAACUGGGCGUCCGUUACUUGACUCUGACCCAUACCUGCCACAGCGCUUUCGCUUCAUCCUGUGGGCCUGGUACGCCGAUAGACGUCGUACACGAAGGCGAUGGCUUGUCGGAACUGGGCAAGGAACUCAUCAAAGAGCUGAACCGCGUAGGUAUCAUGGUGGAUCUAGCCCACACCACCGUUGCGACCAUGAGGCAAGCGAUCGAGCUCUCCGAGGCUCCUGUAGUCUGGACCCAUGCAGGUGCUAGAGCACUCUGGGACCACCCACGGAACGUCCCCGAUGAGAUACUUCGAAUGAUCGGGGACGGCCCAGGACAGAAAGACGGCGUGAUCCAAUCUAUAUUCUUUCCGACUUUCCUUGGUCCACAUCCAGGCGUCAAUGUUUCACACGUUGCCAAUCACAUCGAGCAUAUUGCCGGUAUUGUUGGCAAGAGUCGUGUUGGUAUCGCGUCUGAUUAUGACGGCAUGAACCUGGUGCCGGAAGGGCUAGAAGAUGCAAGCAAAUACCCUAAUAUUGUUGCAGAGCUUCUGUCCAGAGGCUGGACGGACGACGAGGUGCGUGGCGCUCUUGGGGGCAAUCUCAUGAGAAUCAUGGACAAGGUGGACGAGGUUAGCGAGAAACUGAAAGAUCGACUACCUUCAUCUGCCAUCUGGGAGAAGAGAACCGAUCUGCCUUCGCUGAAAUGGGGCGGUGGUGGUCAGCAUACGUACUGGCCAGUUGAUGUCAAAGCCAAUGUGGAAAAGAUGUAUCUGCGCCAUGAUGAAUUGUAG
Messenger RNA from Exophiala spinifera, 1287 nucleotides. RefSeq lists its product as uncharacterized. NCBI's taxonomy places the organism in Eukaryota, Fungi, Ascomycota, Eurotiomycetes, Chaetothyriales, Herpotrichiellaceae. The transcript has 3 exons. Gene Ontology annotation, biological process: proteolysis. Bases 1 to 1287 code for a protein of 428 amino acids. Gene Ontology annotation, molecular function: metallodipeptidase activity. The record is from RefSeq and is a predicted model, not a curated record.